GUCGAGAAUGCCAUGUGUCAUUCAUUAACGUCAAUUAAGAUUGGCAAGAAUUUUGUAACACAAUCUAUAUUUUCAUAAAUAUCUUUAGCGAAUAAUUAAAUAAAAGUAGAAACCGAAAAUUAUUACUCAUAAUCUAGCAAUAGAUUAGAUUAAUAUAACUGCGCAUAAAUAAAUUACUUCGUUUAGCAAGUACUGUUAAGUAUAAACAUGGCAGAUUACCUUAAUUCAGAAGCAGAGGAAUCUAGCGAGGAGGAAGAAGUAGACCAUAGGGAUCGAAAGAAGGCACAAAAAGCUAAACUUGUGGAUAGUUCCGACGAGGAAGAGGAAGAUGAUGACGAAGAAAAAAUUAGAGAAGAAUUAAAAGAUCUUAUCGAUGAUAAUCCAAUUGAAGAAAGCGAUGCCGAAUCCGAUGCUUCAGGUCGUGAAAAAAGAAAAAAAUCGGAUGAUGAAGACCUCGACGAUCGAUUGGAAGACGAAGAUUACGAUCUGUUGGAAGAAAAUUUGGGUCAUAAAGUAGAGAGAAGGAAAUUCAAACGUUUGCGCCGGUUUGACGAUGAAGAAAGCGAAGGAGAAGAAGAACACGAUCCGGAGCAAGAUCGCGAACAAAUCGCUAUGGACAUAUUCUCCGAUGAUGAAAAAGACGAUCGUCACAAAAAGGAUGAAGAAAGAAGAUCGGAAAGAAGCCAAAGACCCGUAGUCGAGCAAGAAUCCUUCGGGGUGGGCGAAGAGGAAGAAGAAGGCGAUUAUUCGGACGCUGAUGAUUUUAUUGUAGACGAUGACGGUAGACCUUUGAUCGAGAAAAAGAGGAAGAAGAAACCGAUCUUCACCGACGCCGCUCUACAAGAAGCUCAAGAAACUUUCGGUGUCGACUUCGAUUACGACGAAUUCACCAAGUACGAUCAAGAUGAAUAUGAAGACGAGGAGGACGAAGAAGAGGACGAGUACGAAGAAGAUGACAACGAGCGAAGGAAACAUCCGAAGAAAGCUGCAAGGAAGAAGCUUACCAAAAAGUCCAUUUUCGAAGUGUACGAGCCGAGCGAAUUGAAGAGAGGUUUCUUCACGGAUCUCGAUAAUGAGGUUCGUAACACCGAUAUACCCGAGCGAAUGCAACUUCGUGACGUUCCCAUUACACCCGUAACGGACGAUUCCACCGAGCUGGAAGAUGAAGCAGAGUGGAUUUACAGACAAGCGUUUUGUAACAAAGCGAUAUCGAAUGUAGAUGCGCACCUUUCUGCCGAAGCGAGAGAGAAAAUGAAGAAAGGCUCCCAAACCGUUGGGAAAAUAAAGAAAGCGCUGGAUUUCAUGAGGAAUCAACAGCUCGAGGUGCCCUUCAUCGCCUUUUACAGAAAGGAGUACGUUCAACCUGAACUCAACAUUAACGAUUUGUGGAAAGUUUACAAAUACGAUGCUAAGUGGUGUCAACUGAAGUCUCGGAAGGAGAACCUCCUUAAACUCUUCGACAAAAUGAGGCAUUAUCAAUUGGAUCAACUCAUAAAAAAUCCGGAUGCUCCUAUUCCGGACAACGUGCGAGUGAUGAAAGAUUCGGACAUCGAACGACUAAAAAACGUCCAAACUGCUGAAGAACUCAAUGAUGUUCACAAUCAUUUCAUAUUGUAUUAUUCCGGGGAUUUGCCGGCUAUGCACGCCGCUUGGAGAAUAAAGGAAAAAGAACAGAGGAGAUACGAGAAGCGACAAAAAAGACUCAAACAAAUAGCCGAAGCGGAAGACGGUGCUGAGAUACCCGAUGAACCUGAGGAUGACGAUGACGAUGAACCAGAAACCGAAACUUUGAAGUACGCUAAUCGAUCAGGCAGUUACGCUUUAUGCUCCAAAGCUGGAUUAGAUCCUUUGGCGAAGAAGUUUGGUUUAUCCCCGGAGCAAUUUGCUGAGAAUUUGAGAGAUAAUUAUCAAAGACACGAAGUCGAUCAAGAGCCCGUCGAACCCUCUGAAGUUGCCAGAGAGUUUAUUUCUCCUAAAUUUUCAACGGUCGAUGAAGUAUUGCAAGCGUCUAAAUAUAUGGUUGCCUUGCAAAUAGCUAGAGAACCAUUAGUAAGAAAAUGCGUUAGAGAAGUAUAUUUCGAAAGAGCCAGAAUUAAUGUAUAUCCGACUAAGAAAGGACAAAAAGUCAUCGAUGAGUCUCACAAUUGUUACAGCAUGAAAUAUUUAAAAAACAAACCAGUGAGAGAUUUGAACGGAGAUCAGUUUUUAAAAUUGUGCUUAGCCGAAGAAGAAAACCUCCUUACUAUCACAAUUAAUGAUAAUAUCGAAGGGAAUACAUCAAACUCUUACAUUGAGGAAGUCAAACAGCUCUACAUCAAGGACGAAUUUAGUAAAAAUGUGCAAGAUUGGAACGCGCUGAGAAUGGAGUGCGUGGAAAGGGCGCUAACGAAAAGCGUUUUGCCCGAUUUGAGAACGGAAUUGAAGAGGACAUUGUUAUCAGAAGCCAAAGAAUUCGUCCUUAAGGCGUGUUGCAGGAAACUCUACAACAGCAUUAAAAUUGCUCCAUACUCGAUUACAUUUCCUGAUGAAGACGAAGACGAAUGGGACACAUCGAAAGGCGUUAGAGUUAUGGGUUUAGCUUAUGUUCCAGAAUAUACAGUUUCAGCAUUCGCUUGCAUAGCAGCUCCCGAUGGGGAUAUCACUGAUUAUUUGCGUUUACCUCACAUAUUAAAAAGAAAAAACAGUUUCAGAACAGAAGAAAAGUUAAUGAAGGAAGGCGAUUUGCAAGCUCUAAAGAACUUCAUCUUCACGAAAAAACCUCACGUGAUAGCGAUCGGUGGGGAAUCCAGGGAAGCGCUGAUGAUAGCGGACGAUUUGAAAGCGCUGAUUAACGAAUUGGUCGAGUCCGAUCAAUUUCCCGAAAUCAAAGUCGAAAUUAUCGACAACGAAUUGGCCAAAAUUUACGCAAACUCCAACAAGGGCCAGUCGGACUUUAGAGACUAUCCCGAGCUGCUGAGGCAGGCCAUUUCCUUGGCCAGGAAAAUGCAAGAUCCCCUCAUCGAGUACUCGCAGUUGUGCAACGGAGACGAGGAAAUAUUAAGUUUGAGGUUCCACCCGUUACAAGAACAAAUAGGCAAAGAGGAACUCAUCGAAGCCCUGUGCCUGGAAUUCGUCAACAGAACCAACGAAGUCGGUGUUGAUAUUAAUUUGGCUGUACAACAGGCGCACAAAAGCAGUCUCGUGCAAUUCGUUUGCGGGCUCGGCCCUCGCAAAGGGCAAGCUCUGCUGAAAGUCCUCAAGCAGACCAACCAAAGGCUAGAAAAUCGAACGCAGUUGGUAACAGCAUGUCACAUGGGCCCCAAAGUGUUCAUUAAUUGCUCCGGUUUCAUCAAAAUCGAUACUAACAGUUUGGGAGAUAGUACUGAAGCGUACGUGGAAAUAUUGGAUGGUUCUCGUGUUCAUCCGGAGACGUACGAAUGGGCUAGAAAGAUGGCUGUAGACGCUUUGGAGUACGAUGACGACGAAGGGGCUAAUCCAGCGGGUGCUUUGGAAGAGAUUCUGGAAACUCCCGAGAGAUUGAAAGAUCUGGAUUUGGAUGCUUUCGCCGAAGAAUUGGAAAGACAAGGAUUCGGCAACAAGAGCAUAACAUUGUACGACAUAAGAGCCGAAUUGAACUGUAGAUACAAAGAUUUGAGACAACCUUUUCAUUCGGCGAAUCCUGAAGAGAUGUUUGAUAUGUUAACGAAAGAAACGCCGGAAACGUUCUAUAUUGGAAAAUUGGUUACUGCUUCAGUUAUAGGUAUUGCGAGGAAGAAACCUAAACCUGAUCAACUCGAUCAGGCCAAUCCUGUUAGAAAUGACGAAACGGGCCUUUGGCAAUGUCCGUUUUGUUUGAAAAACGAUUUUCCCGAAUUAUCCGAUGUGUGGAAUCAUUUUGAUGCAGGUGCAUGUCCCGGUCAAGCAACGGGUGUCAAACUUAGAUUAGACAAUGGAAUAAUGGGUUAUAUUUAUAUAAAAAAUAUUAGUGAUAAACCGGUAUCGAAUCCGGAGGAAAGAGUAGGAGUCGGUCAAUUAAUUAGUUGUCGUAUAAUAAAAAUCGAUGUUGAGAGAUUCAGCGUCGAUUGUACGUCGAAAUCUAGCGAUUUGUUGGAUAAAAAUCACGAAUGGAGGCCACCGAGAGAUCCUCAUUACGACACGGAACGCGAAGAAAAAGACAACAGAACCGAGGCGGAAAAGAAGAAAGAAAAGCAACGUUUGACCUACAUAAAGAGAGUUAUAGUUCACCCGGCAUUCCACAACAUUUCUUAUGCGGAAGCUGAAAAAUGCAUGGUCAACAUGGAUCAAGGCGAAGUCAUCAUCAGACCGUCCAGCAAAGGAGCCGAUCAUUUGACCAUUACGUGGAAAGUCGCCGAUAAAAUCUAUCAACACAUCGAUAUUAGGGAAGAAGGGAAAACUAAUGCGUUUUCAUUGGGUAAAUCGUUGUUGAUAGGCAACGAGGAAUUCGAAGAUUUGGACGAAAUAAUAGCGAGACAUGUCACUCCGAUGGCGGCGCACGCUCGCGAUUUGCUCUACUUCAGAUACUACAAAGACUUCGAGGGCGGUCACAAAGACAAGGCCGACGAGUACCUAAAAGACGAGAAAAAGAAGAACGCCUCGAAGAUACAUUACGUCGUUAGCGCCGCAAAGCACAUACCUGGUAAAUUCCUACUGUCUUAUCUACCAAGAAACAAAGUAAGACACGAGUACAUAACGGUGACUCCUGAAGGAUUUAGAUUCAGACAGCAAAUGUUCGAUUCGAUAACGUCGCUGUUCAAGUGGUUUAAGGAGCAUUUUAGAGAGCCACCGCCGGGCGGAAUGACACCUGGUACCCCAAGAAUGUCCACUGGAAGAACGCCAUACGGUAAUAUGAGUACCGAAGCUAUUCAAAGAGUCGCGCAAAAUCUCCCCAGCGACAUGGUCCAAGCCCUAUCAGCUGCAACCAAUCAAACUCCUCACUAUCCGCACACUCCUGGCGGUUACGGUGGUAAUUACAUCAACACACCGUAUACACCUAGCGGUCAAACGCCCUACAUGACUCCAUUCCAAACCCCUCACGCUCAACAGACGCCGCGGUACGGCCAACAGACGCCUUCGCAGCCGUCUCUGAGCAAUCCGUUCCUCCAUCCGGGCGCCGUGACGCCGUCGCAACGGACGCCCAGCUACAGGAACCUGCCGACGCAGAGUCCGAUGAUACCGCAGAGCCCGGUGCCGAGCCCGGGAUCGCAGAGCUCGUACAGCAGCCACAUGAGCCACCAUACGCGAGCGAGUUACGGGGAUUCGUUGAGGUUCCAGCCGCCGGAGUCGCCGAGGAAUUACCCGAGCAGCAGGGGAUCCUACCCCGAUGGGAGGUACGGUGGUAGCGAGUCGAUGGAUUGGCAGAAGGCAGCUGAAGCUUGGGCUUCUAGGUCCAAAUCGACACCACGAAGCGAAGGUCGCGGGACUCCCAGAUCGUCUGGUCACAGAACUCCACGUAAUUAUGAUAAUAUGUCCGAAAGUGACCGGUCGAGGAUGAAGCAUAUGAGCAGCAAAAGCCCGAAAUCGGUACGAUCGACUCCUCGUACGAAUUCUUCGCCUAGAUCAAUGUCCUUGGGCGAUGCUACUCCUUUAUACGACGAAAAUAUUUAAAGUUACUUUUUUUAUUAUUUGCAUUAUAUGAUUUAAUAUAAAAUAAU
Phyllotreta striolata is the source of this 5651-nucleotide messenger RNA. Lineage: Eukaryota; Metazoa; Arthropoda; Insecta; Coleoptera; Chrysomelidae. The record is from the annotation of a GenBank genome assembly.